AUGAAGAGUCUGGUGUUUCUGCUGCUGGUGGCUGUGAGCAGUGCCAAAGUGUUUGAGCGCUGCGAAUGGGCCCGAGUGUUGAAGAGACAUGGGAUGGACGGAUUCCGAGGCAUCAGCCUGGCUGACUGGGUGUGCCUGACUCAGUGGGAGUCCCACUUCAACACCAAAGCCACCAACAGCAACAGCAACGGCUCCAAAGACUACGGCAUCUUCCAGAUCAACAGCCGCUUCUGGUGCAGGGACGGCUCAUUUUCACACAACGGCUGCAACAUCAGCUGCGACCAGCUUCUGACUGACGACGUUACCGCGGCGAUCAACUGUGCCAAGCGUGUGGUGAGCGAUCCUAAUGGCAUCAGAGCCUGGGUGGCCUGGAGAAACCGCUGUGCGGGCCGGGACCUGAGCUCCUAUGUGCGUGGAUGUCGUCUUUGA
Molecule: messenger RNA, 429 nt
Organism: Salarias fasciatus (jewelled blenny)
Lineage: Eukaryota; Metazoa; Chordata; Actinopteri; Blenniiformes; Blenniidae
Product: lysozyme C-like
Exons: 4
Coding region: 1-429 (142 amino acids)
Molecular function (GO): lysozyme activity
Source: RefSeq, a predicted model, not a curated record